CGCUUUUUUUUUCACUCCUCGAGCUUUCUGCUGCUGCAGUUGAAAUGCAUUGGUCGGACCAAAGGCUGUCAAUGGUGUGCAUUUGCACAGCCACUAACCCCUGAAAUUUCAACCCAAAUCCAAUAAUCAUGAUCAUUUCUCACACCCUCAUCCUACUUUCUCCCUUUCACUUGAAAACCCCACUUCAAAAUCUUCACACCCAAUUUAGGCCUAAACCAACUAUUUCCCUUCCUUCAAUCUUCAAUCCAUGGAAAUUAAAGACCUACAAAAUCCAGAGUAAAGCAGCAGUUCGUAGUGAUGGAGAAGCUUUUAAUUGGAAAAAAUGGCUGCCCAGGAAAGUUGAUUUUGGGCCUGAUAAAGUUCUUCAAUCAAUUGCUGGCGCAACCUCAAGCCCAAUUUGUCAGUUUAUCACUUCUCCGACCACUUUCUUGCAUAUUGUUGACCCUAGAAUUAAAUUGGUUUGGCUUAUAGUGUUAGUUUUCUUGCCAGCGCGCUCCCAUAUUUACAUGCGCUUUGGGAUUGUGCUUUCUCUUGCUCUUCUGUCCACUUGGAUACUCCCAACAGACGUGUGGAAGGAUCAAUUGGGUAGAGUGACUUUGCUAUCCAUCAUUUUAUUUUUAGUGCUGGGACUGACUGCUGAUGGUGUCCUUCCCAGUGUCUCUCAAAGGACUCCACCACCAUCUUUUAGCGGACUUUCAAAUAUACCUUCAUCAUUCAAAGGUUAUAAAUAUAUGCUUUUCAAGUUUGGACCUUUACAGAUGACAAGAAAAGGACUCUCUAUUGCAAGUACAUCUGCAUGCCUCACAUUCACUAUAUUACAAAGUGCUAGCCUCUGUUUGUCGACAACUCCCCCGGAGCAACUGGCGUCAGCAUUACGGUGGUUCCUGCUCCCUUUAGCACGUAUUGGUGUUCCAGUGGCCGAAAUUGUUCUUACUCUAAUGCUUUCAUUAAGGUUCAUAAAUCUUAUUUUUGACGAGGUCAAGAAUGUUGCGCUUGGAAUUCUGUCUCGUAGAAUUGAUUGGCAGGACAUGACACUACUGGAGAAAGUUGAUGUCUUCGUGAUGUAUAUCCGGCGGAUCUUUAAGAAUAUUUUUAGCCAUGCCGAGCAAAUAUCACAGGCCAUGAUUGUUCGAGGUUUCCGAGGUGAUAGCAAUCGUCACAAGAUACACUUCCAACCCUCGUCUUUUACGAUGCCAAAUCUCAUCUCCUUAUUAGCUCUGUGUGGUGUUAUUGGUGCUACGAGGUUGUCAGGGUCCUUACUUGUCUGAUAAGCAGCAUGCAGCAUGCAGCCUCAGUUAUUUAUUUUGCAAACGGUGUUAUCAUCUCUAGUCAAAACUCAACACUCAACACUCCAAGUUUUAUCCAAAAUUUCAUGGCAUCCAUAUGAUCAACAUGUAAAAACAGCCUCGCCUCUUGGAGUUUCUGGAUGACGCUUGAUUGACUCGGAAAAACCAACUGUGAAUCAAAGGAGUCAUUCUUAAGAUUCUGUGACAGUAGCAACUCUGAAAAUGGAUAUUUGAAGACUUGCAAGCAAAAUUUAGGGGUUUCGAUUGGAAAAAGGUCUAACUUUUCACUGGACUGAUUUAAAAGACUUGGAAUUGAAAAUUUGAGUUCAGACGGGUAGACAUCGAAUCCAUCAUCUUGACUCCAAAGUUGUUUAAAAAUAUUAGGAAAAUUUGUCAAUUACUACCUACGUUUUUAGUGAAUUUGAGAAUUACUCCUUAAUUUGUUAAAGGUUAUCAAUUACCACCUCUGUUCCUAUA
This is a messenger RNA of Spinacia oleracea (spinach), 1763 nucleotides long. RefSeq names its product protein ABCI12, chloroplastic. The record is from RefSeq and is a predicted model, not a curated record. Gene Ontology annotation, cellular component: chloroplast. The coding region runs from base 129 to 1268 and encodes 379 amino acids. The transcript is spliced from 7 exons. NCBI's taxonomy places the organism in Eukaryota, Viridiplantae, Streptophyta, Magnoliopsida, Caryophyllales, Amaranthaceae.